Penicillium brevicompactum is the source of this 483-nucleotide messenger RNA. RefSeq lists its product as uncharacterized. The transcript has 2 exons. The record is from RefSeq and is a predicted model, not a curated record. The coding region runs from base 1 to 483 and encodes 160 amino acids. Lineage: Eukaryota; Fungi; Ascomycota; Eurotiomycetes; Eurotiales; Aspergillaceae.
AUGAGAGAGCGAAGUAAAGAUGGUGAGGAUGGUGAAGAUGGUGAAGAUGGUGAAGAUGGUGAAGAUGGUGAAGAUGGUGAAGAUGGUGAAGAUGGUGAAGAUGGUGAAGAUGGUGAAGAUGGUGAAGAUGGUGAAGAUGGUGAAGAUGGUGAAGAUGGUGAAGAUGGUGAAGAUGGUGAAGAUGGUGAAGAUGGUGAAGAUGGUGAAGAUGGUGAAGAUGGUGAAGAUGGUGAAGAUGGUGAAGAUGGUGAAGAUGGUGAAGAUGGUGAAGAUGGUGAAGAUGGUGAAGAUGGUGAAGAUGGUGAAGAUGGUGAAGAUGGUGAAGAUGGUGAAGAUGGUGAAGAUGGUGAAGAUGGUGAAGAUGGUGAAGAUGGUGAAGAUGGUGAAGAUGGCUGGUCGGCUCGGUCAAAGACCAUCAGACUUGGGCAGGAAAGCAUUAUUCACGUCUGUCUCACAGGUCAGGAAGACCGAGAUGACUGUUGA